AUGGAGAAAUUGAUAGAGAAGUUACAAAAAUAUCAAGAUAUUCUUGAGAAAUCCUUAUUAUGGAAGGAAACUUUGGAAAUAUUUGGAAAGUAUGACACAAAGAAUAUUAAACAUAUAAGAUGUUUAGCAUUGGGAUCACCAUCGGAGAGUAAUGCAGCACUUUAUCAAUUAGCAAUAUUAGAGAUAAUAGGACAACAUUUCCAGUGUAGAUCCAUAUCUGUGUAUGAUCCAGUAUUCACUGAGUUGGAUAAAAAAUUAUUUGAUAAAUAUGAAUAUAUGGUAACUGAUGAUGAGGAAUUGGUUAAAGAUAUUGAAAAGUCACUGAUAAUAUAUUUCUUACCACAUGCUGAAUUAGCAUUAACAGAAAAGAUAUUGGUUGAUUGUAAACCAAGAUGGCUACUUGCCAACUAUGUGUUGACUCAUACCGAUAGUUUCACGAAAAAGAAGUUGUAUGAGGAGUACAAAACAUUAGCAUAUAUGAAACAUUCAAUCGAAAUGGAUACCAAUAAGAUAUCUUUAGUACCAGAAUUUGAACCAGUGAUAUCUAAAAAGAGUAGAAGAAUGAAGAAGAAUGUUUAUAUAGAACCAAAAAUUGAUUAUAAUUAUGAAAAAGAUGUUUAUUUUACCAAAGUUGAGGCUAAAAAGUUUGAAAAACUUGAUGGUGAAUGGGGGAAUUCAUUUUCAGAUUUAGCAUUUCAUUCAAUAAUAAAGGAGAAUGAAGUAGAAGAUAAAAGGAAAGAAAAAGAGAUAUAG
This is a messenger RNA of [Candida] anglica, 753 nucleotides long. The record is from the annotation of a GenBank genome assembly. Lineage: Eukaryota; Fungi; Ascomycota; Pichiomycetes; Serinales; Debaryomycetaceae.